CCCGCUCAUUGAUGCCGACCGCCUGCGACUACGUGCCGCCUUAACCGUGACGCGAGUAUGGCUCGUCAGAGGGACGCCAAGGUUGGUAACGUUCCGUUCGGCCGUUCCGUUGUUCUCUACAAUAAUUCUAUACAAUACCUGAGCACUUCUGGCCCAGAAAUUGUGUUUCGCCACUGCAACGAUACUGACUGCCAAGCACCUCGGGAUGGAUCACUCGCUUCCGGCUUCAAGCCAAGCUUCGUGGGAGAAGCUUGAUACAUUCGAUGGCGAGAAGCUAGACCAGUCUUCGUAUUACAACGACUCUUCGGCGCACCUACAACAUCCCAAUCCCAGAGCAUCCGAUGACGAAGGCCAUGAAUUAGCAGAUCUCGAAAAGCAAGACGAACCGUCUGGCUCACAGCAACCUCCAGUGCCGGAGCAGCAGCAACACCAACGACAGGAUGGCGAACAACUACAACAGGCACAAUCAAAGCUGGAAAAGGAUCCCGCCUUCAAGGUAGAGUGGGAGCCAGGCGAGACGACAAACCCCCGAAACUGGAGUACCUUGUACAAGGCAUUUAUCACAUUCCUGCUCGGUAUGCUGGCGUUGAGCGCUUCGUUAGGGUCGAGUAUUAUUGCGCCUGCGGAGCCUUUUAUUGCAUCGUAUCUGGGUGUUAGCGAGGAGGUGAUGGUUCUGACGAUCUCGCUCUACGUGUUGGGGUUUGCUCUUGGGCCGCUACUCUGGGCGCCCGUCUCCGAGACUUACGGACGCAAAGUCUCUAUGCUACCACCGCUCUUCGUCUUAGGGCUGUUUUCCAUUGGUACCGCAACGAGCAAGAACAUUGCUGCCGUCCUCGUGACCCGCUUCUUCGGCGGCGUUUUCGGCAGCGCUCCUGUCUCGAAUGUCGGAGCGGCACUUGGUGACAUGUAUGCGGCGCAAGCCCGUGGCAUAGCGGUGACCUUCUAUGCCGUCUGCGUCGUGGGUGGUCCGACUAUUGGGCCGUUGAUUGGUUCUGCCUUGACCGUCAACUCGAAUCUUGGCUGGCGGUGGACGGAGUACAUCGAAGCAAUCUGGGUCUUCACCGUUUUCGCCCUGGCACUCGUGCUCAUGCCAGAAUGUUACGGUCCGGUGUUGCUUAAACGCAAGGCGCAGCGUCUCCGGAAGGAAAAGGGUGACAACAGAUACUGGCACCCGCACGAGGCAGUUCGCAUCACCUUUACAAACAUCCUCACCCAGCACGUCAGUCGACCAUUAAAAAUGCUACUGACCGAGCCCAUGGUCGCUUGCAUUGCCGUUUACGCGAGCUUUGUCUACGGCUUGCUGUAUCUGACAUUAGAGGUCUUUCCGAUUUGCUACGCCGAGAUAAGAGGCUGGGGCACUGUAACUUCCACGCUGCCGUUCCUUGGGUUGUUCGUUGGCGUCCUAUUUGCUAUGGGCAUCAACCUCGCCAACCAGCCGCGCUACGCCCGCAUCGUGAAAGCGAACAAAGGCCGUGCCGUCCCUGAGGCUCGGUUACCGCCCAUGCUUAUUGGCGGCUUCUUGUUCGUCAUUGGACUGUUCUGGUUUGGAUGGACAGCAGGCAAUGUCUCGAUACACUGGGCUGUCCCAACUGUUGCCACAAUCUUCAUCGGUGCCGGCUUCAACGUAAUCUUCCAACAGUGCAUCAAUUUCCUGGUCGAUACCUACGCCUUGUAUGCCGCUUCAGCGACAUCGGCAAACACCUUUCUGCGCUCGAUCUUCGCAUGCGGCUUGCCCUUGGCAGCGCGACCCAUGUUCCUUCAUAUGGGAGUCGGACCUGGAUUCAGUGUACUCGGCGCUGUGGCAUGUUUAGCGCUGCCUGUGCCGCUGAUCUUCAUGAAAUACGGACUGAAGCUGAGGAAGAUGAGCAAGUUUGCUCCUGUGCCAAAGGACUAGCGUAGCUGCGUCAAACACAAUUUCAGGCGGAAUCGACGUAAUUCGUCA
Molecule: messenger RNA, 1942 nt
Organism: Baudoinia panamericana UAMH 10762
Lineage: Eukaryota; Fungi; Ascomycota; Dothideomycetes; Mycosphaerellales; Teratosphaeriaceae
Exons: 3
Coding region: 206-1894 (562 amino acids)
Biological process (GO): transmembrane transport
Molecular function (GO): transmembrane transporter activity
Source: RefSeq, a predicted model, not a curated record